Messenger RNA from Rangifer tarandus platyrhynchus (Svalbard reindeer), 1317 nucleotides. NCBI's taxonomy places the organism in Eukaryota, Metazoa, Chordata, Mammalia, Artiodactyla, Cervidae. The record is from the annotation of a GenBank genome assembly.
AUGAAGAUGCAUUUCUGCAUCCCGGUGUCCCAGCAGCGGCCCGAUGCGCUGGGGGGCCGCUACGUGCUGUAUUCCGUGUACCUGGACGGCUUUCUGUUCUGCAAGGUGCGUUACAGCCAGCUGCAUCGUUGGAAUGAACAGCUGAAGCGGGUGUUUGGAAAUUGCCUGCCACCCUUUCCACCAAAGUACUAUCUUGCAAUGACCACAUCUAUGGCUAAUGAGAGAAGGGACCAGUUAGAACAAUAUUUGCAAAAAGUAACCGUGGACCCAAACAUGUUGAGAAGUGAUGUCUUCGUUGAUUUUUUAAAACUGGUGCAGCUGGACACAUUCAGCAUCACCACCAAGAAAGCAUCUCUGGAUAUAUUUCUGCCCGAUGGAAGGAACAUUAAAGUCGAAAUUCUAACAUCAGAUACUGCCGAAAGAGUCCUGGAGGCGGUGUCACACAACAUUGGACUGUGUCAGGAGCUGCCGGACUGCUUCGGCCUAUUUCUCAUUCAGUUUUGCAAAGAGGGCAGGCUGUCUGUCGUAAAAAAAUUGGCAGACUUUGAACUCCCAUAUGUUAGCCUUCGAAGUUCUGAAGUGGAAAACUGCAAGGUUGGACUCAGGAAGUGGUACCUGGACCCAUCCCUCGACGCCAGGCUGAUGGACUGCAGAGCAGCUGUAGAUCUGAUCUACAUGCAGGCAAUCCAGGACAUUGAAAAAGAAUGGGCCAAGCCCACGGAGGUGCAGAGGCAGAAAUUAGAGGCUCUCCAGAAAGAAGACAACCAAACAGAGUUUUUGGAGCUUGCCCGGGAGGUCCAGCACUAUGGAUAUGUACAGCUGGAACCCUGCACCUGUGACCACCCAGAACCGGGCUGCCAGGCCCUUCUUUCCGUUGGCAAUAAUGAGAUCAGCUGCUGCAUAACCCUUCCUGAUAACCAGACCCUGGACGUCAUUUUCCAGAUGGACAGAGUGAAGUGCUGGCAGGUCACUUUCCUUGGGACUCUGCUGGAUACGGAUGGGCCACAGCAAACUCUCAGCCAGAACUUAGAGCUCAGAUUUCAGUACUGCGAGGAUAGUCACUGGCGGUGGUUUGUUAUUUACACCAAACAGGCUUUUUUGCUGAGUACCUGCUUGAAAAAGAUGAUCUCAGAAAAGACAGUAAAGCAAGCUGCAGAGAACCCAGAAAUGCAGAUUGAAGUUCCAGAACAAGGCAAAAGUAAAAAAUGCCACAUUCAACAAAACCAGAAAGACUAUUCUAGUUUUCUGCCAAGAAAAAGCAAGAUUAAGAUAGCUGAAGUUGACUGUGGUUUUGGGACCAUAAAGGAAGAUCUUUGA